AGUAUACAUGUCAGCACCACAAACACAAAAGUGAAGGGCAAGCAGUUAAAAAGCACCAAUGCCUGUAAAAGCUUUCAGUCAUAUAUUUUCAGUGAAUCCUCCCUGACGCACAGCCUGACACAUCUCAUUAUUCAGGCCUUAGUUAUCAGGCAUCAGGUCAGAAAAUUAAAGUGAAAUACAUGAUUAAAAGGACAUCAGAUUUGGAAUAUUUAUUAUCUUGUGAUCAAAAAUGUUGUUGUGGUUCUCCAUCUAGUUUAAUGCACAUACUCAUUAAAUUACCUCUCUUAAUGUUAUUGUGUCCCUGCUUUCUGUCUGAUGGAGCAGCUGAGGUCAUUUCAAUUUUUGAUCAUAAAAUUCUGUCAGAGGAUUUUUCUUUUGAAACUGUUUUCUAAGCACUUUUUUCAACCAUAAUUUCUGAUCUUAGGUGAAGGAUGAACUUAUGACGCUUGCAUGAAUCACCUCUCUGUGUCUCAAAUAGGCCUGUGAGGAAACCCUGUUCCUGUGCAGUCUAUUCUUAAAGGGAAGUGAAGAUUUGCUUGUACAGCACUUCGUUUUUCUUUUCAUGCAGACACCACUGUCAGCACAUACACUUGCAGCAUGAACCACUCAGCUGACCCGUCUUCUUCAGAGGAAAUGGCCCCUGAGGAGUUCGAUGGUGCGACAGCAGUGGCUUGUGUGAUCCUGGGUCUGUCCUUUCUGAUAGGAGCUCCGGGAAACGUUCUGGUGAUCUGGACCAUCCUGAGACACGUCAAGCAGCGUUCCCACACUGUGGUGCUCAUUCUUCACCUGGCUGCUGCGGACCUGCUGGUCCUCAUCACCCUGCCUCUGUGGAUCUACUCUCUGGCCCACUCCUGGGUGUUUGGAGAGGCCUCCUGCAAAGCCAUGGUGUUCAUGAUCAAUGCCUGCAUGUACAGCAGCGUUUUCCUCAUCACCCUCAUGAGUGUGGAACGUUUUGUGGCUGUGCGCUAUCCUUUUGCCUCAGCUGACUGGAAAAGGAAAAAAGCUCUGAAUAAAGUACUGCUGACUUUGUGGACUGCAGCUUUCUUGUUCAGCAUACCUGUCAUCCCAACUCAGGUUUUAGGGAAGGAUUCCGGUCAGGAGCACUGUCUGUACCGGCAGUACACUUCUGUGACCCAGGAGCUGGUGUGUGUGCUGCUAGAGACCCUGGUGGGUUACAUAUUGCCCUUCUCCAUCCUGGUGGUCUGUUAUGGCUGCCUCUGCAGCCGGAUUACUCAGAUGACCUUUAAGUCUAAGCGCAAGUCAACUGUUCUUAUUGCCAGUGUAGUGGUUGUGUUUGCCAUUUGUUGGACACCUCAUCACAUAGGAAAUAUCCUCUCGCUCAUCAAUCUGGCCAUCCAAGACUCCUUCUCCGAUACAGCAAAUAGUCUGGAGAAUGUCAGGAGCACCAUGACCUUCAUUGCUGGAGCCAUGGUCUUCAUCAGCAGCACUGUUAACCCCAUCCUCUACAUGUUUGCAGCUCGCUCCUUCAGGAGUUCCCUGCGUGACACCGGCAUCCAGAAGCUGUUCCGCCACAUCUCCAGCACCUCCCCAGGCGAGGGCAAUAGAGAAAUGUCCUUUGUGUCCAAGAGACACAGCAAUCAGACCCACAGCUCUCAGUGUGUGUCGGAGUCUAAAGACCAAAUGAACAUAUUAAUAAAAAUGUGUGAAAAUAAUCCAUCAUGAUAUUGAAAAUGUAUAGGUCUGUGCUGUGUGUCUGUGUAGAUAAUCUUGUGUAUACUGUAUGUAGUGUACAUUUAAUUAAGAUCAUUUUGUGUGAAAUUACAGCACAGAUUAACAGGAUGUCAGUUUGUCUGUGCAAUAUUUGUCAAAUUCUGUAAAUGACCCACUUCACGUGUUUUUAUUAUUGCAAUCAUAUAUUUAUAAAUAUGUUACAUAUUAUGUACUUAGAUUUAUGCCAUUUAGUAUUCAAAUAUAAGAAAUUGUGAACUCAUAAGACAAGUCUCAAUCUUUUUGAUGCCAGAGAAACUGUAUUGAUUAUGUCAUUAAUUCUGUUCAAGACAUUGCCAUUGCCAAAGAGAAAUAUUUUAGAUGUCUUGAUAAAGACAGGACUUUACAACAUUUUUAAUCUUGCUGUCUCUUUAUGUUUUGAGGAGCUGUAACAUCUCAAGAUCAUGAACAAAAAUUUUGUUUAAAUUUA
Molecule: messenger RNA, 2158 nt
Organism: Seriola dumerili (greater amberjack)
Lineage: Eukaryota; Metazoa; Chordata; Actinopteri; Carangiformes; Carangidae
Product: leukotriene B4 receptor 1-like
Exons: 1
Coding region: 598-1683 (361 amino acids)
Biological process (GO): G protein-coupled receptor signaling pathway
Cellular component (GO): membrane
Molecular function (GO): G protein-coupled receptor activity
Source: RefSeq, a predicted model, not a curated record